UUUCACAUAACCAUUCCAAUAUCAAAGGGAUUUUUCUGACUAUAUUCAUAUCAAGCAUUAAUAAAUCUACAUAUUGAACAAAGAAACAAACCAUAAUCUCAUAACCAAAUAAGCUUGCAAAAUAAUCACGAUGAAUUACAAUAUACACCCAGUCACGUAUUUGAAUGCUAAUAGCAACAACAAUACAACCACUGCAGUAAAUGGCCAAGCCCAGCCAAGCCCACCUACUAUACCUAGAAUAGACAUUGAAAUUGACAAUGUCACCUCUCCUUCCUCAACAACAACAUCACAUAAUGGCAGCCCACAUUCGUCAUUUACCUCUCAAUCAACUGGAAACUCUCCAGUUCACGAUGUUAAACAACCAUCAGCACAAGUAACACAACAACAACAGCAACAGCAACAACAACAACAACAGGUUGGUGUUCAGGUAGCACCACCAGUGCAACAACUACAUUCUGUUCAGCCCUUGCAACCACCAACAGUUCCAUCACAACAACAACCAACUCAGUUACACCCAAAUCUCAACCAAACUUACAACACCCAACCUUCAUAUUACCCACAAGCCUACCUUUAUCCCCACCUUGAACAACAGCAACCUCAACCUGAAGGAUACUAUGGCAAUAAUAUUGACUUGGGUCUUCGUAAGAACUUACCUCAUAUGCCAAUGGCCAUGCCUGUUCCUGUGGCUGUGCCUGCCGGUAUGGUUGGUGAUAUCAUGAAACCACCAAAGAAGACUUAUAAAAAGAUUAGAGAGGAAGAUUUGCGGGGUCCAUUCAAGUGUGCAUGGGGUGAUUGUAACAUUAUUUUUGAAACACCAGAGUUGUUGUAUGACCAUUUAUGUGAUGAUCAUGUCGGAAGAAAACUGUCGAAUAACUUAUCGUUGACUUGUUACUGGGAGAAUUGUGGCACUACUACUGUCAAGAGAGACCAUAUCACUUCUCAUUUAAGAGUACAUGUUCCAUUGAAGCCAUUCCAUUGUGAUUUAUGUACCAAGUCAUUCAAGAGACCACAGGAUUUGAAGAAGCAUUCUAAGAUCCAUGCUGAGGAUCACCCGAAGAAAUUAAAGAAGGCACAAAGACAAUUAUUAAAACAACAGCAAAAGGAAGCCAAGCAAAGGCAAAAAUUGGCUAAUAAGAAGCUCGGAGGUGAUUUGCAACCUAACUUUAAUUACUAUGGUGGUGUUAGUCAACUCGAUGGUUUGAGUUAUGACGAUGCUAGCAGAAAGAGAAGAUUUGACAAUAACCAACAAAGUAUGUAUGUUGUCAAUAGUAUUUUGAGCGAUUUCAAUUUCCAAAAUGUUCAACAACAACAACAACAACUUCAAGCUCAACAACAAGCCCAACAUUUCCAACAACCAUACCAACCACAAGUUCAACAAGUUCAACCGGUUCAAGUUACUGAAUAUCCAGUCAAGAGAUUGAAGCAAGAUAAUCCUCAAUAUAAUUUGGAAGUCUUCAACAAAUUGAACCAUUUGGAUGAACAUAUGUCACAGCAACAACAGCAACAAGCCCACAUUCUCCACUCUCAACAACAGCAGCAACCACAACAUCCUCCAGCAAAUGGAGAUGGCAAUGGAAACAUUUAUGAAGCUGAAAAGUUUUUCAAUUCAUUAUCAAACUCACUUGAUUCUCAAUACCUGAACUUGUACUCUCAAUACCAACAACAACAACAACAACAACCACAAGUUCAAGUAACAGCUGUGCGCGUGCAACCACAACAAGCUAACCAAUCACUUUAUCCUUCAUUGCCUACUAUUUCUAAUAAUACUUCACUGAAUACUUCUAACAAGGAAUACAUGGCUAACAAUCACCAAGGGUUCUUGCCAGCAUAUCCACAAAGGCCAUUGGGAUAUGUCUUGCCAUACAGUGGACAACAGCAGCAGCAACAACAUCCUACUGCAUUAGAAUUUGGUGGUGUCUCUACCUUCCAAAAGUCUGCACAACCAUUGUAUGACGAGGAUGAAGAAGAAGGUCAUAGUUCGGUUAGUUCAGAAGAUGAACUUGAUGAUUUGUUUGAUAAGUUGGGUCUUAGUGAUGUUGAAGAAGAUGACGAGGACGAAGAGGAAGAAGAAGAUGACGAGCCUAUUGUUGUUGAUGGAUACAAUUUGCAGGAUGUUGCUAAGCAUAGACAAAUGAUUCUGCUUGUACUUGGUUAUUUGAGGGCAAAGAUUGCCGACCAGGAACAAAGCCAGAAACAAGAACAGCCGAAAGGGGUUAAUUUGAAUGCCCAAUCGAAUAACUUGUAUCCUACUAUUACCGCUUUUUGAGAUUUUACGUUAAUUUGUUGUUUUAUGUGAUAUAUUUUUGCUUGCCUUUUAUGUGUUCAUUUCUAUGUUUUUUUAUUUUUAUUAAUUAGUUAGUUAUAGUUUUAUAGUUGAAUCGUUUUAUUAAUAUUUAAACUAUUUACAUAAUUAUCCCCGAAGCCAACACUUGGUUUCCUCGAUAAAUAACUCCAAUUUGUCCUGGAGCCAUUGCUCUUGCCUUGGGGUGAAUAUUUACUGACAAUUUGUCAUUGGUUAAGUCAAUCGACUUGAUGUUGUAUCGUUUUCCUAAUGAAUGAAAUUGAAAUUGUAAUUCUUGAGGUGGGAUAGCCAACACUUUUUCCUGGGGAUAUAACCAGUCUAGUUCGUACAAGUUAGCUUGAUCCUUGAAUAAACUUGGGUGGUCCCAUCCUCUCACAAUUAUCAACUGAUUCUUGACGGGGUCCUUAGCACUUACAUACCACGUUCCCUUGAAAUUAGGAUCCCCUUGGGGCAUAGAUACCGUUGAUCUCUGGCCAAUAGUGGCAUGCCAAAGUCCCUGAUGAUGGCCCCAGACCUUGCCGUCUUGAGAAACAAUGUCACCUGGAUUAGGUUCGAGAUAGUUAUUGAGAAAGUCGCGGAAGUUGUUUUGAUCGGGGCUAACAAAACAUAACCCUUGAGAGUCAGGUUUGGAUGCAACAUGCAAGCCAAAUUGUUUGCCGAGCUCUCUGAUUUCUGGUUUAAUGUAAUGACCUAUUGGCAAGAGAACUUUGGGCAUUAUGGAAGGAGGGAUAGACGACAAGUAGUACGAUUGGUCCUUUUUGGAAGAAUGCCCUCGUAAUAAGUGCGUUUCCCCUGAUGGAUUAUGUUUCAUUAUCCGGGCAUAAUGUCCAGUUACUAACCACCACCUCUUGCUGUGAUAUUUACUCUCCAAGUAAUUUGCCAACUUACCGAAUUUAACAUGUUUAUUGCAUCCAGUGUCCGGGUUAGGAGUCAAUCCGCGAGCAUAUUUGUCAAUCAUGGGUUGAAACACAGUUUGCCAGUAGUCCCUCUCGAAAUUCACUCGUUCACACGAGAUUUUCAAAUCAUGACACAACUGUUGCACGUCAUUCCAGUCGCGUUCUGUGCAUGUGGCGGUUUGGGACCAGUUGGCCAUGUAUAUUCCAUGCACGUUUUUGUACUUGUGAGCAUAGAGCGCAGCACUUACGGCUGAAUCUACACCUGAGCUCAUGGCUACGAUGAUGUGAUCGUCUGGAUGUGGUUCCAUUUGGGUAUAUUCUAUAGGGUCUAUUAUGUUGGUUGGCUCUGGUGUUGUAAUGGUGGGCGUUGUUUUAGUUGGUCUAUAAUAUGGUAUAGGGGUUUCCCUUGAUGUAGGGACUGCAGUUGAAUAGCACAUGCCAAGAGAGGGUAUGGCAGCAUGCAAAUGUCGAGUCGGAGCACAAGCUCGACUUAGUAGAAUCCUCAUUAGGUAUUAUAUGUGCAAGUUGAAUCUGAGCAGUAUU
Molecule: messenger RNA, 3741 nt
Organism: Spathaspora passalidarum NRRL Y-27907
Lineage: Eukaryota; Fungi; Ascomycota; Pichiomycetes; Serinales; Debaryomycetaceae
Gene: RIM101
Product: alkaline-responsive transcriptional regulator
Exons: 4
Coding region: 131-2266 (711 amino acids)
Biological process (GO): positive regulation of transcription by RNA polymerase II
Cellular component (GO): nucleus
Source: RefSeq, a predicted model, not a curated record